UCGUCAGUCGCUUAUAGCAAAUUAGAAAUAUUUUAUAAUUUUUGAACUCAAGAUACUCUUGAUAACUCUGAAGAUAUAAAGGAUGAAGUGUAAUGCAGGAAACAUUGUAGUGUUUACUUGAUUCUGGUUAUUUAUAUGAACUAAGUGAGUCAAAAUGUUUCUCGAUCAUUUCAACGUAAACCCAACUUUAUUCGACAUAUUUUGCACUUGUACAACUGUUUGGUUGAUCAAGCAUUUGUUCAACUUUAUUAAUCGGCUUCGUAAACUUCCUCCCGGUCCAUGGGGUCUACCUUUUGUGGGUUAUUUGCCAUUCAUUAAAAAAGAUGCUUAUAUUCAAAUGACUGAACUGGCUAAAAAGUAUGGACCAGUUUUCAGCUUCAAAUGUGGUCAGUUCGAUGUGGUUGUGAUAAACGAGGUGAAAGCCAUUGAAGAAGCUUUUAAGAACGAUCAUCUAUUGGCUCGUCCAACUACAAGUUUUAUUCCUGCGUUUAAACGUGCUCCUUCAAUAAUUGAGAUGUCGGGUGAACCUUGGCGGCAGCAGAGACGAGUUGCCCUGACUAUACUUCGCCAUGUUGGUCUUGGAAAAAGUACACUUGAAGAAAAGAUGAAAGAAGAGGUUCGUUACUUCAUUGAAUCUCUAAAAUCAACUCAUGGCGAAAAAAUUGACUUUAGUGAAGUGAUUAAAUCAAGUGUUGCGAAUAUUAUCUCAAUCCUUUUGUUUGGACAUCGAUUUGAAUAUAAUGAUCCAAUGGGAAUUGAAAUGUGUCGUAAUGUGAAGCAAAUUAGUGAUAAUGCUGAAUACUUCAGUAGAUACAUAUUUAUGCCUUUAAUAACUUUUUUCGUUUCCCUGGCAGCUCAAUUCAAUUCUGAACUUAAAAAAGUGACCAUCAAUCAGAGAGAACUAGAAAAGAAAAUCACAAUAGAAGUUGCUAAACACAAGGAAAAGGAUUCAACUCAUGAAAUUGAAGAUUAUAUCGAUGGAUUCUUGCAAGAAAUGGACAAGCAGAAAGAUUCCCACACAAGUUUUAAUAUGGACACAUUGCGGCGGAAUACUGCCGAUUUUUAUAGUGCAGGCUCUGACACUACAACAAUCGUACUGAAUUUCAUCAUGUUAUAUUUAAUUACUUAUCCUGAAUAUCAACAAAAAAUACGAGAUGAAAUCAAACAAACUAUUGGAUCUGAGCGUCAACCUGAUUAUGCAGACAGAAAUUCAUUGCCUUUUACAAUGGCGUUUAUAUAUGAGUCUCUACGAAUGGCAACAAUUGUUCCUCUCAAUGCCCAUAGACGCGCUUCUCAAGACACGAAGAUAAUGAAUUUCUUUAUACCCAAAGAUACAAUAGUUAUUUUGAACUUCUGGUCUGUUCAUCGUGAUCCAAAUCUAUGGAAUGACCCUCUCUCAUUCAAAUCAGAGAGAUUCCUCAGUGAGGAUGGGACAAAAGUGAUUAAGUCACCAAAUUUGAUGGCAUUUAGUGGAGGCAAAAGGAUCUGUCCAGGAUCAACGCUUGCCAUGACAAAGCUGUUUCUUUAUUUGGUUUCAAUACUACAAAACUUUCAAGUGUCAGCUCCAGAAGGAGAUAAAAUAUCUGAAGAAGUGAAAUAUAAUCUCAAUAGGAUGCUUAAAAAACCGAUGAAAGUUCAUUUUCACGUUUAGAAGGAUAGUUAGUUCAGCUUUCUUAAUAAAUGUUCUUGAGUCGGAUCUUAAUAUAAUUCCUGGCUAUGAAUAUUGAAUAAAAUAAAAUCAUUAAUAGUAACUGUGCUA
Messenger RNA from Tetranychus urticae (two-spotted spider mite), 1759 nucleotides. NCBI's taxonomy places the organism in Eukaryota, Metazoa, Arthropoda, Arachnida, Trombidiformes, Tetranychidae. The record is from RefSeq and is a predicted model, not a curated record.